Messenger RNA from Ilex paraguariensis (yerba mate), 429 nucleotides. Lineage: Eukaryota; Viridiplantae; Streptophyta; Magnoliopsida; Aquifoliales; Aquifoliaceae. The record is from the annotation of a GenBank genome assembly.
AUGAACUGGCAAAAAGGAAGUACAUAUCAGGCCACCUUGCUUAGAUCCCCGGAUCGUAGCAUAGGCCUAGGAGAUGCCACUCGCAGAGCCAAUAUUGCCACAGCUAAAACAGAGGAUGAUGUAGAAGAAGAAAAUCUCCCGAUUCAGCCUUCUUAUACAUCAUCGGUUUCCCCUUCCCCUUCUCUAUCAGCUCCUUCUCACCUUUCGAACCGACCACUUCCCGAUCUCAACCUUCCCCCGGCUCCUUUGCCGAAGCUUGCCCCUCCUGCACCACUUUCGGCGAAAGAAGAACAAGACCUUCUAACGAAAAGGGAGCAGGUAAAGCGUGAACUGCAGAUACUCCUGAGAAUUGGCUAUGGCCGCAGGGGUCGGAAUGAGAAAACGGUUGAGAAACUCCCCCUAAAAUCGAUAAAAGGGGAUUGGUAUUGA